AUGAUAUAUCUUCUCGACUACGGAGCUGGCAAUGUACGCUCUUUAGCUAACUCCAUCAACCGACUAGGAUUCCAGUUCAAAUGGGUCAACUCGCCUGAUGAUAUCAAAUCUGCAACAAAAUUGAUUUUCCCCGGCGUUGGAGCUUUUGGACCAGCCAUGGAAGCCCUUCGAGCCAAAGGAUACGCUGAACCGUUGAUCGAAUACAUCCGAUCGGGAAAGCCGUACAUGGGCAUUUGUAUUGGCAUGCAGGCCCUGUUCUUGUCAUCAGAAGAAAGCCCUCAAGUCCCUGGACUAGGAAUCGUCCCAUCGCAUGUUCAGAAGUUCUCAUCGACCAACAAAGCAGUUCCUCACAUGGGCUGGAACAAUUCUUUAAAAAUCACAUCUCCCAGUGGAUCUUCAAGCGGAAGCUCCGACUCAGAUUCCGCAUUCUACUUCGUUCACUCAUAUCGUGCCUCGAACGUUGAGGCCAUGGAUGGAUGGACAGAAACACUCACCCGUUACGAAGAUGAAGUAUUUGUCAGCAGCAUCAGACGCGGCAAUGUUUUUGCUACCCAAUUUCAUCCCGAAAAAUCCGGGCCAGAGGGUCUCCGACUUCUGCAAGGAUGGCUGUCGGAACCUGACCUGAUUACUCCUUAUUCUGAUGUCCCGCUCACCAUCCCAGCCCCAAUGGAUCCACAAAUUUUGAUGACUCGAUCUGGACUGACCAAGCGAAUCAUUGCGUGUUUGGACGUCCGAAGUAACGACAACGGGGACUUGGUGGUCACGAAGGGAGAUCAGUAUGAUGUUAGGGAGGCUAACGGCUCCGAGCUAGGCGACGUGAGCAGCAAGGGCGAAGUCCGGAAUCUCGGCAAACCGGUUGAGCUCGCUCGUCGGUACUACGACGAAGGGGCCGACGAAAUCACUUUUCUCAACAUCACCUCGUUUCGAUCUUGUCCUCUUAACGAUCAGCCCAUGCUCACGGUACUCGAGAAGGCCGCCGAGACGGUCUUCGUACCCUUCUGUGUCGGAGGUGGAAUCAGAGAUACGGUCGAGCCUGACGGAACCUCGCGCUCUGCCCUCGAAGUUGCUACUGCCUAUUUUCGAGCUGGAGCCGACAAAGUCAGCAUUGGUGGCGAUGCAGUGCUCGCUGUUGAAUCUUAUCUGACAAGCAAACAACUCCCCAAGAGUAGCAUAUCCGAAAUUGCCAGGGUAUAUGGGAGACAAGCUGUGGUGGUCUCCAUCGAUCCAAAACGGGUUUAUGUCUCAAGUAUCCAGGAUGCACCGGCAGAGCAUCAACCUUGUGUGGUAGAUCUUUCUUCUUCAGCUUUGGGAGCGGGGUCUGACUCGCAAAACUUAAAGGCUGAUCUGGGGCCAAACGGGGAACGAUUUUGCUGGUACCAAUGUACCAUCAAGGGGGGAAGAGAAAGUCGACCAGUAGAUGUUGUUCAGUUGGCCACUGGAGUCGAAGCUCUUGGGGCGGGUGAGAUCCUUUUGAACUCGGUCGACAAGGACGGCUCGAAGUCUGGCUUCGAUUUGCGUCUGGUCGAGCUCGUCAGAAGACACGUCUCGAUUCCCGUGAUCGCUAGCUCUGGCGCCGGCUCUGCCCAAGACUUCGAAGACUUGUUCCUGCAGACAAACGUCGAGGCCGGCCUGGCUGCCGGAAUCUUCCACCGCAACGAAGUCCCCCUGCCGACCGUCAAAUCUCAUCUCAAAAGACUAACCCAAAUCCCGAUCCGAAAUUCAGGACAUUGA
Messenger RNA from Puccinia graminis f. sp. tritici CRL 75-36-700-3, 1731 nucleotides. RefSeq names its product glutamine amidotransferase. Gene Ontology annotation, biological process: L-histidine biosynthetic process. Lineage: Eukaryota; Fungi; Basidiomycota; Pucciniomycetes; Pucciniales; Pucciniaceae. The record is from RefSeq and is a predicted model, not a curated record. The transcript has 4 exons. Gene Ontology annotation, molecular function: oxo-acid-lyase activity; imidazoleglycerol-phosphate synthase activity. Bases 1 to 1731 code for a protein of 576 amino acids.